Epinephelus moara (kelp grouper) is the source of this 3224-nucleotide messenger RNA. Its product is annotated as zinc finger protein ZFMSA12A-like. The record is from RefSeq and is a predicted model, not a curated record. Gene Ontology annotation, molecular function: DNA-binding transcription factor activity, RNA polymerase II-specific; RNA polymerase II cis-regulatory region sequence-specific DNA binding. The transcript has 7 exons. Gene Ontology annotation, biological process: regulation of transcription by RNA polymerase II. The coding region runs from base 1061 to 2938 and encodes 625 amino acids. Lineage: Eukaryota; Metazoa; Chordata; Actinopteri; Perciformes; Serranidae.
GCAUUUUGCCUGGGUCAUAUGGGUUUGUUUUGAUGUUGUUAGCUUGCAUGCUAACAGCAACUUCUUACCUCUCCUAUCAAACAAAUAAUAGUGAUAAUAAAACCUGGGAUAUUUUAGAUAAAUUAGAUAAAACACGUCAGAGAGAAGCCACUGCAACUUGCUUUGUGUUAGAUUUAUUUAAUAUGGGGCAUAUUAUAUCCAACUGAAGUUUCCCAAUUUCAUUGAGAGACUGCUGCAGUUGUGCAUCUGUAGUCCCAUUUAAGAGCAGCAUAUUAUUCUAUUCAAGUCAGUUUAGUAAAACGUUAUUCAUUCCAACUGUGCCAGAGAAUGCUUUAAAUUACAAUAACACAAAACACAGUAAUAAUAAUUAACAUUCACAACUAGUAACAACCAGAGCCACCAAUGGGUCACUAACUGAGUAUUAAAUAUCAGGCAGAAUAUUCAAAAUGUACAAGAUGUAAAGUGGUUAAGGAGCAAAAAGCAGUGCCUAACAGAGUAACAAUAGAUAAAAAUGAACUUAAAUGGUGAAAAAAUGCAGACUGUGCCUGAUAAUGAAUGUUAUAUUGAAUUUGAUAUGACAAUGAGAAGUAGUAUUGAACAUAAUUUUGAGAAAAUUAUAUUGCGCCACACUGACAAGUGAUAAUGAUAUUGACAAGUAAUACUGCACAAGAUAUUAAAAAGUAUCAUUGUACAUCAUAUACAGUAAUAGUGCCCCUAAUGUAUGUGAAUAUUGUUGUUAGUGUCCUUUGUCUCAGCUCUCCUCCCUACAGGAGUUAAGAGUUACACAGUUUGAUGUCCACAGGUAGAAAAGAUCCUCUGUGGCGUUGUGUGGUGCUCCUCUGUGGUCUCAGUCUGUGGCUAAAUGUGCACUGAUAUGACUCCAGGGUGGCAUACAGGGGGUGAGAGGAGUUGUCCAGGAUACUGAGUUGUUUUCACAGUAUCCUCCUCUCUGACAGCUCCACUAGAGACACCACUUCCACUCCCCGGACAGAACCAGCUCUCCUGAUGAGAGGGUCCGCUGCCUCUGUCCUCGCUGAGGCUCCUGGUUCCACCUCUGCGGAUGAUGUCGGCUGUGAUGUGGAAGGUGGUUCGUCUGAGGAACAUCGUGCAUUAUGGGAAAGUGGAGGAGUUUGUGUCUUUGAUAACUGAAGCCGUCCCUGACAUUUUGACAGACAGACAGAUGAGACUGCUCACUCUGGGCUUAAGAGCAAAGAUGAUGUUACAGAUGUUAAGCUCUGAACAGUCAGAGGAUCUCAGAGAUGUUAAAACAUGCUUGAACAGCCUCCUGCCAUCCAGCUCCAAACAGGCUCAUGCAGGAAAUGAAGCUCUUGAGGCCAACUUUGUCAGACUUGUUCAAAGACUCCUGGAGGACCCGAAAGGGAGAGAGCACUUCCUGAAGAAUGUGUUUCCUGUGGAGUAUGGGUCUGACUUUGAUACAGCUCUGGAGACACUGGUUUGUGAGUUCUUCACCAGACUAGAAGAGUUGCUGCUUAUACCAGACUUUAAGCAGACUGCAGUGUGGAUCAGCGAUACACCCUCUGUGCUGGAAGAGUACAUGCAGUGUGUAUCCAAAGCAGACGACCUCCAAGUGCUGCUCAGAAGCAAAGCCCACAGUGAUAAAAUGGCCAAGAUGGAUACCAGCAUGCCCUCUCCCUCAGAGCAGCGACUCUUCUCAUCGUUAUCUCUCCUUCCUUCACUGCCAGAGACCAAACAUGCGGAAUCUAACAUGCAGAUAUCUCACAACAAAAGAGACUCUGAGGAGGUUUCUCUACAGGACGCAGAAGCAGCGAACAAUGCAGAACAGGAAGCCGGAGAGAAAUGCAGUGACAGAGCUUCAGACACCUGCCAAGCUCCCUCUACGUCUGCUGAGAGUCCUGUAAUGUCCAGCUCUAUGAUUGUUCCUCCACGGGAGAGAGUUGCACACAAAUGCACUCAGUGUGGAAAGUGCUUCAUUUACCGCUAUCAACUCCUGAAACAUCAGAGACGGCACACGGGAGAAAACCCUUACAAGUGCUCUCAGUGUGGAAAAGCCUUUAGGAGGACCUCUGACCUGUCUACUCACAGGAGGACCCAGUGCACAAAAGCAGCUUAUAUCUGCAUCAACUGUGGAGAUAGCUUUGAAUCAAUACAGGACAAAUUUAGACACCAGUGUGUUCAUAGCAUCCAAAAGUUUGACUGUUCUCAGUGCGGAAAAAGCUUUAAGAAAAAGUGCUUGCUGAGUAAGCAUGAGCUGACUCACACUAAGAGCCGUGUCUUCACGUGCAGACAGUGUGGGGAGGUAUACCCCACAAUGAGUGAGCUGAGAACCCACCAGAAGAUUCAUCCUCCCGAGCUGUCCAAUCAGUGCAUGCAGUGUGGGAAAGUCUUCAGCUCUGUUGCCUGUUUGACAGCCCACGAGCUGCGCCACAAGCGACAGAGAACACAGAUUUGUGUGCGUUGUGGCAAAGCCUUCAAAGACAAACACGGCCUGAAUCUUCACAUGCGCAGUCACACAGGCGAGAGGCCGUUUCAGUGCAUGUUCUGCGUGAAACGUUUCUCUGCAUUAGGAAACCUGAACAUACACAUAAGGACGCACACUGGAGAGAAACCGUAUCUGUGCUCCGACUGCGGCAAGGCUUUUGUUUCAGCCGGCGAGCUGCAGAUACACAGACGAACCCACACUGGGGAAAAGCCAUACAAGUGUACUGUAUGUGGGCGGGGAUUCACCAUGGCGAGCACACUGACAAUUCAUAUGCGCAUUCACACUGGAGAGCGCCCUUACAUCUGUUCUGAAUGUGGGAAAGGUUUUUCACGUGGUGGAGAAUUAAAGAAACAUGCCAUGAAGCACACAGGUUUGAGACCCUACGCUUGUCAGCUGUGUGCAAAGACUUACACAUGCCUCAAUCACCUGAAGAGACACUUGAAAACUCACAGUGUAGUGCAAAACAAGACUGUCUAAUUCAUGUGAUUACUUUACGCCAUUGUAUUAAUGUUGUAGUCAUACAAUGAGCCUGUCCUGUUUGCGGUGUUGACUGUAAACUGUGUAAAAGGUUUCACACUCACCCUCUUGUAAGGACUAUGUUGCAAAAGCUCUUGUUUGUACCUUAUCCUGUGUUGUCAGAUCUGUCCUCAUUGUACCCUCUACAAUGACAUCUAAGUGUAUUACUUUUGUUUUCUGAAGCCUUAAAACACAUGUUAAGAGUCUCUAUGAAAACAUACAACAAACAAUACAUUCCUUGAAACUG